Daucus carota subsp. sativus is the source of this 4309-nucleotide messenger RNA. RefSeq names its product coatomer subunit alpha-1. The transcript is spliced from 4 exons. Gene Ontology annotation, molecular function: protein binding; structural molecule activity. Gene Ontology annotation, biological process: intra-Golgi vesicle-mediated transport; retrograde vesicle-mediated transport, Golgi to endoplasmic reticulum; intracellular protein transport. Bases 253 to 3903 code for a protein of 1216 amino acids. Gene Ontology annotation, cellular component: COPI vesicle coat. NCBI's taxonomy places the organism in Eukaryota, Viridiplantae, Streptophyta, Magnoliopsida, Apiales, Apiaceae. The record is from RefSeq and is a predicted model, not a curated record.
ACUCAAAUUGUAUGUAAAAUAGUUCCUAAAUAUAUGUAGAUCUAAAUCUUGUUCUCCCCGAGAAAAAUUAAAACGCAGACAUCACUUCGAAACUUUCAUCCCUCUCGGAGCUUGCCAUCUAUAUUUCGAUUCAUACACACACACAAACACGCAUACGUAUAUGUUUCCUAAGCAAACUUACUUAUUCAAUCUGAUCCGUACCUAAAUUUCUCAAAUUUCAGGUUUUGGUUAUCGAGCUUCUGAUUAGGUGAAAUGUUGACGAAAUUUGAAACGAAGAGUAAUAGAGUCAAGGGAUUGAGUUUUCAUAGUAAGAGACCGUGGAUCCUUGCGAGUCUUCACAGUGGUGUGAUUCAGUUAUGGGAUUAUCGAAUGGGCACGCUGAUUGAUAGGUUUGAUGAGCAUGAUGGGCCUGUUCGCGGUGUUCAUUUUCAUAAAUCACAGCCGCUUUUUGUUUCUGGAGGAGAUGAUUAUAAAAUUAAAGUUUGGAACUACAAGUUGCAUCGGUGCUUGUUUACUCUUCUCGGACAUCUUGAUUAUAUCCGCACUGUUCAGUUUCAUCAUGAGCAUCCUUGGAUUGUGAGUGCAAGUGAUGACCAGACUAUUAGAAUUUGGAACUGGCAGUCACGAACCUGUAUAUCUGUCUUGACUGGGCACAACCAUUAUGUGAUGUGUGCUUUAUUCCACCCUAAAGAUGACCUUGUUGUGUCGGCAUCACUUGAUCAGACUGUUCGUGUCUGGGAUAUCGGUGCACUUAGGAAGAAGUCGGCAUCUCCUGCUGAUGAUAUUCUACGUCUCAGUCAGAUGAACACCGAUUUUUUUGGUGGAGUUGAUGCUGUGGUCAAGUAUGUACUGGAAGGUCAUGACCGCGGAGUCAACUGGGCUGCAUUCCAUCCUAGCUUGCCUCUUAUUGUCUCAGGAGCUGAUGAUCGUCAAGUUAAGCUUUGGCGUAUGAAUGAUACAAAGGCCUGGGAAGUGGAUACAUUGAGAGGUCACAUGAAUAAUGUUUCAUGUGUCCUUUUUCAUGCCAAGCAGGAUAUCAUUGUUUCCAACUCUGAGGAUAAGAGCAUUCGUGUUUGGGACGCUACAAAACGUACUGCUAUCCAAACUUUUCGUCGUGAACAAGAUCGAUUUUGGAUUCUUGCAUCUCAUCCAGAGAUGAAUUUGCUUGCUGCUGGCCACGACAGUGGUGUGAUUGUUUUCAAGUUGGAGAGAGAAAGGCCUGCAUUUUCAGUGAGCGGUGAUUCUAUGUUUUAUGCAAAGGAUCGCUUUUUGCGGUUCUAUGAGUUCUUAACACAGAGAGAAACACAGGUGAUUCCAAUAAGACGCCCUGGCUCUGCAAGUUUGAAUCAGAGUCCACGAACACUUUCAUACAGUCCUACAGAAAAUGCGAUACUUAUAUGUUCAGACAUGGACGGAGGAUCUUAUGAGCUAUACAUCAUACCGAAAGAUAGCAUUAGUAGAGGAGAUACAGUCCAAGAGGCAAAGAGAGGCAUUGGUGGAUCGGCUAUAUUUGUGGCUCGAAAUCGGUUUGCUGUGCUUGACCGAACCAACAAUCAAGUGUUGGUCAAAAACCUCAAGAAUGAGACCGUCAAAAAAAGUGUCUUGCCUAUAGCUGCAGAUGCAAUAUUUUAUGCUGGAACGGGGAAUUUGCUUUGUAGAGCAGAGGACAGAGUGGUUAUAUUUGACCUCCAGCAACGGGUUGUUCUUGGUGAUCUGCAUACACCCUUUGUGAAGUAUAUUGUCUGGUCAAAUGACAUGGAAAGUGUCGCCUUACUUAGCAAGCAUGCUAUUGUGAUUGCUAGUAAGAAGCUUGUACACCAAUGCACCCUUCAUGAAACAAUUCGAGUAAAGAGUGGUGGUUGGGAUGACAAUGGAGUCUUUAUUUAUACAACACUGAAUCACAUCAAAUACUGCCUACCAAAUGGAGAUAGUGGAAUAAUAAAGACACUUGAUGUUCCAAUUUACAUAACUAAAGUUUCUGGCAAUAAGAUUUUUUGCUUGGAUCGUGAUGGGAAGAACAGGGUGAUAGUGAUUGAUGCAGCAGAAUAUAUAUUCAAACUGUCCUUGUUGAGGAAGAAAUAUGAACAUGUUAUGAGCAUGAUCAGGAAUUCACAGCUUUGUGGGCAAGCAAUGAUUGCUUAUUUGCAGCAGAAGGGGUUCCCCGAAGUUGCUCUUCAUUUUGUGAAAGAUGAGAGAACUCGUUUUAGUUUGGCAAUAGAGAGUGGUAAUAUUCAGACUGCAGUUGCUGCAGCCAAGGAAAUUGAUGAGAAGGAUCACUGGUACAGAUUAGGGGUUGAAGCUCUACGUCAGGGUAAUGCUGGUAUAGUUGAAUAUGCUUACCAGAGGACGAAAAACUUUGAGAGAUUAUCUUUUCUUUAUCUUAUAACUGGGAAUACUGAAAAGCUGUCCAAGAUGCUUAAAAUUGCUGAAGUCAAGAAUGAUGUGAUGGGCCAAUUUCAUAAUGCUCUUUAUCUUGGUGAUGUUCAGGAGCGUGUGAAAAUUUUGGAAAAUGCUGGGCACUUGCCACUUGCUUAUAUUACUGCUUCUGUUCAUGGAUUGAAUGAGGUCGCAGAAAGGCUAGCAGCGGCAUUGGGAGAUAAUGUUCCAACAUUGCCAACAAACAAAUCACCCUCCCUUCUUAUCCCUCCCACUCCAAUUGUUUGUGCUGGAGAUUGGCCCCUGUUAAGAGUCAUGCGAGGAAUUUUCGAGGGUGGGCUGGACAAUAUUGUUCAAGGCGAUCCAGCUGAGGAUGAUGAAGAUAUGGAUGCCAACUGGGGUGAAGCAUUGGAUGUGGUUGAUGCAGAAGCUUUGGAAAAUGGAGAAUUGGCUGCAGUGAUUCAGGAUGAAGAAGCAGCGGAAGAGAAUGAGGAGGAUGGCGGUUGGGAUCUUGAGGAUUUGGACCUCCCUCCUGAAGCAGAUACUCCCAAGGCAUCUGUAAACUCUCGAGUAUUUGUGGCCCCAACUCCUGGUAUUGCUGUAAGCCAGAUUUGGACUCAGAGAUCAUCUUUUGCAGCUGAACAUGCUGCUGCUGGUAACUUUGACACUGCUAUGCGGUUGUUGAGCCGUCAGUUGGGUAUCCGAAACUUUGUUCCUUUGAAAUCAAUGUUCCUCGACCUUCACAACGGAAGUCAUAGUUAUAUCCGUGCACUUACCUCUGCUCCAGUGUUAUCAGUGGCAGUGGAACGAGGGUGGACAGAAUCCUCUAGCCCUAAUGUAAGAGGUCCACCAGACCUAGUUUUUAAUUUCUCUCAAUUGGAAGAGAAAUUAAAGGCUGGUUACAAAGCAACAACAGCUGGGAAAUUCACUGAAGCUCUUCGGCUAUUUCUUACUAUUCUGCAUACUAUUCCUUUAAUCGUAGUUGACUCAAGAAGGGAAGUUGAUGAAGUUAAGGAAUUGAUAGUUAUAGUCAAAGAGUAUGUUUUAGGACUGCAGAUGGAGCUAAAAAGAAAGGAACUUAAAGAUGAUCCUAUCCGCCAACAAGAGCUUGCUGCAUAUUUUACCCACUGUAACCUUCAACUACCGCAUUUGAGGCUAGCUUUGCAGAAUGCAAUGACGGUUUGCUUUAGGGCUAAAAACCUUAACACGGCUGGUAACUUUGCUAGACGCCUUCUAGAGACCAACCCAACAAAUGAGAACCAAGCCAAGAUGGCCAGGCAAGUUCUGCAAGCUGCUGAGAAGAAUAUGAAAGAUGCGUCUCAUCUGAACUAUGACUUUAGGAAUCCUUUUGUGGUUUGUGGAGCCACAUAUGUUCCUAUUUACCGAGGACAGAAAGAUGUGUCAUGCCCAUACUGUAGCUCCAGGUUUGUGCCAGCCCAGGAUGGGCAGCUUUGUAAUGUAUGUGAUCUUGCAACAGUCGGUGCUGAUGCUUCAGGUUUACUCUGCUCUCCCUCCCAAGUCAGAUGAUGAAUUACUGGAACAUUGAGGUAAUGGACCUUAUAGAUUGCGCAAUGGGAUGGUCCAUCUUUGAUCAUCCUGUCUCUGCAGAGACAAGUUGUGAGAUUCUGGGUAAAUUGAUUGUACUUUUUCUUUCUCAUCGUCUUUUUAGUUACAUAUUAUAGAAUUUCACAUAUAGUUUAGAAGGAUGUCGUGUCUAAUAAUUAACUUGAAAAUUUUGAGGGCAGACAAGAAUGUCCAUGGUCAUGGUUAAACUGCAACGAUGUCCGGCCGAUGAGGAUAGAGGCCUGAAAAUAUUUAUCUUUUCAGUUACAGACUUGGGCUUUUUAUAUGUUGUGAAAGUUCAACUACCCUUUGUACUUUUCUUGUUUUUAGAAAUCACCUUAUCAAUGUAUUUUAUACGAUUGCAUGCUUC